Molecule: messenger RNA, 1390 nt
Organism: Maylandia zebra (zebra mbuna)
Lineage: Eukaryota; Metazoa; Chordata; Actinopteri; Cichliformes; Cichlidae
Source: RefSeq, a predicted model, not a curated record
GCAGAAUCUGCAGAAUAAAGGGAGAAGACACAGCAGACGCUUUCAAACCUGAAUCAGCACUCCAGCUGACACUGAGCAGAGUCAACUUCCUCCAUCAUCAUCUUCACGAUCACCAUGAAGAUGCUUGCUGUGUCACUUACACUGUGCACUGUCCUGGCGAUAAGCCAAGCCAUUCCGAUCAACCCCACCAUGUCCUGGGAUAAAGGCCAUUGUUACCAUGAAAGAAUGAAUUGCUCAAACCUCAUUGGAUCAUUCUGCCCUAAGUGUGAUGACAAUGGAAACUUCCUUCCAAGGCAGUGCUCCGGGUCUACCGGGUACUGUUGGUGCGUUGACAUCAUGACUGGAAAGAAGAUACCGAAUACAACAACACCACCUGAUACCCCACCUGUUAACUGCAUGAUAGGGGACUCAGACUGCCCAGACGGCUGGUCUCGAUUCGGUGACCGGUGUUUCAACUAUAUCAGCACCCCAAAGACAUGGACUGAAGCUCAGAUUUUUUGUCAGUUCGAUGGCGGCAACCUGGCAUCCAUUCACAAUUAUGAGGAAAACCACUUUGUCCAGUCUUUGACCAGAGGGGACACCGACAACUUCCCAGAAACCUGGGCUGGUGCCACUAGCGCCGUCCAUCCUGGUUUUUGGAUGUGGAUUGAUGGCUCCAAGUUUUACUAUGAAGACUGGUGCGAUGAUGACGAUCAUGAUGAUACGAGUGAAGAAGACAGCCAUGACAACACAAAUGAAGAAGACAGCCAUGGAAAAUCCAGUAAGAAAGACAGCCAUGAUGAUACAAGUGAGGAAGACAGCCAUGGCAAAUCCAGCAAGAAGGACAGUCAUGACGAUACAAGUGAGGAAGACAGCCAUGAUGAUACAAGUGAACAAGACAGCCAUGGCAAAUCCAGUAAGAAGGACAGCCAUGAUGAUACCAGUGAGCAGGACAGUGAAGAUGAUGAUGACCAUGACAACACCAAGAAGACAGCUAGCAUCUGCAUGAAGAUAAAUUGCCAUUAUAAUCUGAAGUGGUGCACUGCAACCUGCAAUGAUGCCUUCCCAUUUGUUUGUUCGAAAAGGAUCUGAACUCAGACCAGAUGAUGAAAAAACCAAGAGUCUUGACUAUACGCACUACACAUGACAGCCCCACAAAAUUUGUUUCUUACUCUUUUUUGUUUUGUUUUAUGUUUUUAAAUGUAAUCAAUAGGUAUUAAAAACAUCUUUAGGGGUAGUUUUUCUUGUUCAACCAGUUGUUUACUGAAUUUGGUUCAGUUCUAGAUAUAAAUCCAAAUCAUUUGUGCAUGUGAACUUGGAUCAAAUUCUUCUAAUAAUCUAUUUUUGUAUAAUCAAGCAUGUUUCAAUUACUCUAAGUAUAAAAAACAGAAUAAAAACAAAGCAACACAAA